CAAAGGUUGACGACUCCUCAACAUGAUGCUGCAGGCAGUUUUACUCGCCAGUCUGGCGACGGUUGCUCUUGCUUCUAUCUGCUGUGCUCCUCAGCAGUGGGAAGGGUUUAAAGCUAUUACCACAUUCGAUCCCUCGGGGGUAGAGCGGUACCUGCAAAGCUAUUCCUAUGACGCCAUCAACCAAAGGUACGCCAUCAGCGGCAACUACACUUCUUUUGUCAGCUCCUACAAGGAAAUCUGGGACUACGGUAAGGGGACUGGCUUCCGCAUCAACACUGAGAAGCAAACUUGUGAGGCAUUCGCUGUGACGGGGACAUUCCCUGCCAACUGCAUUCCGAGCGACGCUGUUGAGCUGGGUCCGGCUGACUACGGCUAUGGCACGGACAGCAUAUCUACCAUAGCAUACCAAUUCAGUGACACGAGAGAUGAGUCUAAGAACACCAUUGCCCUUGUCAGCUCCGGGAACUGCGUGCCUGUUACAAGUACAACCAUGGUCCUGCGUCCCGGAAACAACUCUUUGCAUAUCCUGUGCUUCAACAACAUAUUCCCUGGCAUCAGGGACCUCUCUAUCUUCGAUCCCCCAGCCUACUGUAGAAAGAGUGCCUAGAAUGAUGUCAUCAACAAGAUCCUGGUUGUUGAGUUUUACGUUUCUGG
This is a messenger RNA of Haliotis rubra (blacklip abalone), 654 nucleotides long. RefSeq names its product ependymin-related protein 1-like. Gene Ontology annotation, molecular function: calcium ion binding. Bases 23 to 607 code for a protein of 194 amino acids. The record is from RefSeq and is a predicted model, not a curated record. The transcript is spliced from 6 exons. Gene Ontology annotation, cellular component: lysosome; extracellular region. Lineage: Eukaryota; Metazoa; Mollusca; Gastropoda; Lepetellida; Haliotidae. Gene Ontology annotation, biological process: cell-matrix adhesion.